ACACUCUCGCCGCCAUGUCUGGAAGAAGAAGAAAAGGCAUUUCGUCGAGACCACGGAUGAAGGAAAAGAUAGCGAAGAAUGCUAAGCCACGCUUUCAUUUCACCGUUGUUGCCGCACGUCGCGGCGUUUCGGAGGGUUUGGAUGCCCACGAAUCAAUUUCGUCGUGCUUGUUUUCGAACUAAGUCUAAGAAGAAUUGUACCACAACAAUGGCGGAUGAAAGCGAUAAAAUGAUCGAGCACCUCGUGAGUAUGGGUUUCGCCAGAGAUUUGGCCGCCGAAGCUUUGUCUGAAACCGGCGGCGAUUCUGUCCACAAAGCCACUGAUUGGAUUCUCACCCACCAGAGCAAAUCCUCCAGCGCAUCCAAAACCCUAAACCCUUUUUCCCCCGAUUCAACCAAACGCCCCAAAACCCAAAACCCUUUUGCUUUCGAUUCAAGCAAACGCUUCAAGUUGUCAUCGUCAUCGUUAUCUGGACAACAUCAGCAGCCGUUGUCGGAGCGAAUGCGGCCUCGGACUUUGGACGAUGUUGUGGGUCAGGACCAUCUCCUUUCACCCACUUCCCUGCUUCGCGCAGCUGUCGAUUCCAAUCGUCUUCCUUCUGUCAUCUUCUGGGGCCCACCUGGUACCGGUAAGACCUCCAUUGCCAAGUCUGUCAUCAAUUCGUGCAAGGACCCAUCUUCGUAUCGCUUCGUGUGUUUGUCUGCUGUGACUAGUGGGGUUAAGGAUGUUAGAGACGCCGUUGAGAGUGCCAAGAAGCUUAAACGCGAGGGUAAUAAAAGGACUGUGUUGUUUAUGGAUGAGGUUCAUCGUUUUAACAAGUCCCAGCAGGAUUCGUUCUUGCCUGUCAUUGAAGAUGGCAGUAUCUUGUUCAUGGGUGCAACCACUGAGAACCCUUCUUUCCAUUUGAUCACUCCAUUGUUGUCUCGUUGUCGAGUCCUCACUCUUAAUCCUCUUGAACCUCAUCAUGUCGAAACCCUACUCAGACGGGCUAUCGACGAUCCUGAGAGGGGACUCCCCAAGAGUAUCGAAAUCUCGAGCAUUAAGGUUGAGGAUUCUGUUGUCGAGUUCUUGGCUAAAAGCUGUGAUGGCGAUGCACGUGUCGCAUUGAAUGCCUUGGAAAUUUCGGCCACCAUGGCUGCAGCUCGAGGGAUUUCAGCCAACCAGACUAAUGUAACUGCUCAGGCAAUUGUUGUAUCUCUUGAUGAUGCAAAAGAGGCUCUCCAGUCCAAGCAUGUGGCAUAUGACAGGGCAGGUGACCAACAUUACAACCUCAUAAGUGCACUUCACAAAUCUAUGCGUGGAGGAGAUGCUAAUGCCGCCAUGUACUGGUUGGCUAGAAUGCUAGUUGGUGGUGAAGAGCCUCUUUACAUAGCGAGGAGGCUGAUAAGGUUUGCAAGCGAGGACAUUGGACUGGCCGACCCUUUAGCUCUUAACCAGGCUGUUGCUUGUUAUCAAGCUUGCCAUUUCUUGGGUAUGCCCGAAUGCAACGUAAUUCUCGCUCAAUGUGCCUCGUACUUGGCCUUGGCUCCAAAAUCUGUGGCCGUGUAUAAGGCAAUAGAGGCUGCACAAAAGGUGGUAAGGGACUCGGUUGGACAGAACGAGGGUGUGCCAAUUCAUUUGAGGAAUGCUCCGACCAAGUUGAUGAAAGAACUUGGUUAUGGAAAAGAGUAUAUAUACCCUCCCGAUGAUCCUUCUUCCGCGUCAGCUCAGACGUAUUUGCCACCAUCCCUUCAACAUCUCAAGUUCCUCGAUUGGCCACAAUGUGGUGAUCGUCGAGAAGAUUGAUCUCUGACUUCUAUAUCUCUGUUUCUCUGCAUCCUUUUCUUCAAUCUUUUUGCUCUUGUCUCUUGGCAAAGGGACUGUUUAGGGUUUUUACUUGUUUGUUCUCUCAAUGUUCAACUGCUCAAGUCUUGUUUUUUCUUUUGGUGGUUUCACUAAUGGUUAGUUGUGUGGGGUUUUGUUUCCUUUUAUCACUAAACUCUCCUUUUAUGUACUUUGCAUCUCAUAUCUCUAUAAGGCAGGUGUUGUACACA
Tarenaya hassleriana is the source of this 2033-nucleotide messenger RNA. RefSeq names its product ATPase WRNIP1. The record is from RefSeq and is a predicted model, not a curated record. Gene Ontology annotation, cellular component: nucleus. Bases 79 to 1785 code for a protein of 568 amino acids. The transcript has a single exon. Gene Ontology annotation, biological process: DNA-templated DNA replication; regulation of DNA repair. Lineage: Eukaryota; Viridiplantae; Streptophyta; Magnoliopsida; Brassicales; Cleomaceae. Gene Ontology annotation, molecular function: protein binding; ATP hydrolysis activity; enzyme activator activity.